UUCAUCAUUCAUUCAUUGAACAUCGCUCACGUUCAUUCUUUUCUGACUGACAUUCGGUCACUUUGAUUUGACAUCUGUGUAAAGCAGAAUGUCUGCCCACAAGACAUUUAUUAUCAAGCGCAAGCUUGCCAAAAAGCUAAAACAAAACCGUCCCAUUCCCCAAUGGGUGAGAAUGCGCACAGGAAAUACUAUUCGGUACAAUGCUAAGAGGCGUCACUGGAGGAGAACCAAGCUCAAGCUGUAAGCCUGUAAUGUACUGUAUGUAAGCUAAAAUAAAAACACAUUCUCCA
This is a messenger RNA of Ostrinia nubilalis (European corn borer), 290 nucleotides long. It is a transcript of the gene RpL39, whose product is annotated as large ribosomal subunit protein eL39. Gene Ontology annotation, biological process: translation. The transcript is spliced from 3 exons. Gene Ontology annotation, cellular component: ribosome; cytosolic large ribosomal subunit. Lineage: Eukaryota; Metazoa; Arthropoda; Insecta; Lepidoptera; Crambidae. Gene Ontology annotation, molecular function: structural constituent of ribosome. The coding region runs from base 89 to 244 and encodes 51 amino acids. The record is from RefSeq and is a predicted model, not a curated record.